Microtus ochrogaster (prairie vole) is the source of this 832-nucleotide messenger RNA. It is a transcript of the gene Ddit3, whose product is annotated as DNA damage inducible transcript 3. The record is from RefSeq and is a predicted model, not a curated record. Gene Ontology annotation, biological process: intrinsic apoptotic signaling pathway in response to endoplasmic reticulum stress; ER overload response; negative regulation of transcription by RNA polymerase II. Gene Ontology annotation, cellular component: cytoplasm; CHOP-ATF4 complex; CHOP-C/EBP complex. Gene Ontology annotation, molecular function: protein heterodimerization activity; transcription factor binding; DNA-binding transcription activator activity, RNA polymerase II-specific. NCBI's taxonomy places the organism in Eukaryota, Metazoa, Chordata, Mammalia, Rodentia, Cricetidae.
UGCCCCUAAGAGGAGGGGAAGGUCAACGUAAAAGAGCUUCGUUCUGCACUCCGGAGGUCAGUAGCUCCAGUCUAACACGUCCUUCAUAUCAUGUUGAAGAUGAACGGGUGGCCGCGACACAGCCAAAAUAAAAGCCGGAACCUGAGGAGAGAGUGUUCCAGAAGGAAGUGUAUCUUCAUACAUCACCAUACCUGAAAAUAGAACCCAGUCCAACCACAGGCAUGGCAGCUGAGUCCCUGCCUUUCACCUUGGACACAGUGUCCAGCUGGGAGCUGGAAGCCUGGUACGAGGAUCUGCAGGAGGUGCUGUCCUCAGAUGAAAAUGGGGGUCCCUAUAUCUCAUCCGCUGGAAACGAAGAGGAGGAGUCAAAAACCUUCACUACUCUCGACCCCGCAUCCCUAGCUUGGCUGACUGAGGAGCCAGGACCAGCAGAGAUCACAAGCUCCUCCCAGAGUCCUCGCUCUCCAGAUUCCAGUCAGAGCUCUAUGGCUCAGGAGGAAGAGGAAGAUCAAGGAAGAACUAGGAAACGGAAACAGAGUGGUCAGUGCCCAGCCCGGGGUGGGAAGCAACGCAUGAAGGAGAGAGAACAGGAAAAUGAGAGGAAAGUGGCCCAGCUAGCUGAAGAGAAUGAGCGGCUCAAGCGGGAAAUCGAGCGCCUGACCAGGGAGGUAGAGGCCACUCGCCGGGCUCUGAUCGACCGCAUGGUAAAUCUGCACCAAGCAUGAACAAUUGGAUGUGGCCCGAGUCAGAAGAACAAAGGGUCUCAGCCUGUGUAUAUGUAGAUAUUGUACAUUCUUUACUACUGUCCAUACCCAGUAAAGGGACUUUCUAA